Dictyostelium discoideum AX4 is the source of this 1821-nucleotide messenger RNA. RefSeq lists its product as hypothetical. The record is from RefSeq and is a predicted model, not a curated record. Bases 1 to 1821 code for a protein of 606 amino acids. The transcript has a single exon. Lineage: Eukaryota; Evosea; Eumycetozoa; Dictyosteliales; Dictyosteliaceae.
AUGGGAAACCAAUUUACAAAUAAAAAAAUAGUACCAAAAUAUUUAGAAAAUGAAAUUUUAAAAAAAAUUCUAGAUUAUUUGUUAAUAAAGAAUAAAAAGAAACAGUCUUUUUAUGAUAUUAAAAGACAUUAUUCAAAAAAAAGAUUUUUUAGAUAUAAUAAAGAGAUAAUUGAUUAUUCAUUAGUAUCAAAAAAAUGGUUUCAAUUUAUAUCAAAUAUAAUUGAAAAUAAUAUAAUUGAAAACGAUAUAUUAAAUAAAUGGAUUUUUUGUAGGAAUAAACAAUUUAAUAUAAAUAAAAUUUCACAUGAACUAAAAGAUACAUUAAGAAAUUUUACUCUAUCAAUUAAUAAUGUAAAUUCAAUUAUUAAUAUUGAAAACCAAUUAAUUACAAAUUAUUUUAAUGAAAGAGUUUUAAUUAUUCAUGCAAAUGAUCAUGGAGAUAAUUAUAAUAAAUCAAUUGAAAUGAUUAAAGAAAUUAAUGAAAAUAGUUCAAUUUUUAAUUAUGAAAAGAUUAUAAUUGAUAAUAUUAAAGGUUAUGAAUCAACAUCAAGUGAAUCAGAUUUAAUAUUAAAUACAAUUUCAAAAUUAAUUAAUAAUAUUAAUAAUAAUAAUCAAAAUUAUCAAGAUAAAUUAAUAAUUGAUAUUGAAUGGUUGACAAGUAGAAAGUGGGAUGAAAUUCAUAGAGAUCAAUUUGGACUUUCAAAUGAAAUGUUUAAAAUUAAUAAAUUAACAAUUAGAGAAUAUAAUGGGAAUUAUAGUUCGAGAUUUCCAGUGAUUCAAUCAUUAAAACCAAAAAAAAUUGAAAUUAAAGAAUAUUAUGAUGAUUAUGAUGAGAGACCAAGUUAUAAUUAUUCACCAUUAUUUUCAACUGAUAAUGAUAGAUUGGAAUCAAUUAUAAUUAAAGAAGGUUGGGUAAAUGUUGGAAAUUUAAAAAAUAUUAAUUAUCAUUUGCCAAAUUUACAUACAUUAUCAAUAUCAUUAUUAAUUCAUGAUAUAAUAAAAUCAAUUCUAAUAAAUGAUGAAAAUUUUAAAAAAGAUGAAGAAACUUUAAGAGAUUGUAAUUAUUAUUUCAUUGGUAAUAGAGAAAUUGAAAGUGAACAAAAUGAUUCAUCUCAUUGGGAAUCAAUGAUUAAUUCAUUAUCAAAUUGUAAAAAUUUAAAAAAAUUAUCAAUUGAUAGUUUUUGUAUGAAAAUGAAUGAUGAAUGUUUCAAAAUUUCACCAAAUCAUCAAUUAAUUUAUUCAAUUUCCGAAAAUGUAAUAUUAAAUGGGCUAAAAAGAAUUUUAGAAUCUGAUGAUAACCAAAUUCAAUAUUUUGAUAUUGGUUUUGAUUUAAAUUUAAAUGGUUAUCCAGAUUAUUCAAUAAACUUUUUUAAAUCAUUAGAAUCAAAUUUUAAAUUAAAAACAUUAUCAUUUAAAAAAUAUCAAUUACCAAAUUCAAUUUUAAAUUAUUUAUUUUCAAAUUUAUUUAAAAUUAAUAAUUCAAUUAAUCAUUUAAUUAUUGAAUUAUUACCACCAAAAUUUGAUGAUCAUCAGUUGAAUUAUAAUUUAAUAUUUAAAUUUUUAUUUUUAAAUUUUAAUUCUUAUAAUUCAUUAUAUUCAAUAACUUUAAAAAUAUAUGAUAUUUCUAUUUUUAAUAAUAUUUUAAUUUAUUUUAAAGAAUUUCAAAAAGAAUUUAAAAAGAAUUAUAAAAAUUAUAAACAAUCAUCAUUAAAAGAAUUUAAUAUAUAUUUAUUUUUUAAAGAACCUCAAGAUAUUGAAAAUUAUUUUAAAAAAUUAAAAAAAAUUAAAAAAAUAUUUAUAAUAAAUUUAAUUAAAAGUUAA